This is a messenger RNA of Lottia gigantea (owl limpet), 2972 nucleotides long. RefSeq lists its product as hypothetical. NCBI's taxonomy places the organism in Eukaryota, Metazoa, Mollusca, Gastropoda, Lottiidae. The transcript has 16 exons. Gene Ontology annotation, biological process: protein K11-linked ubiquitination; positive regulation of mitotic metaphase/anaphase transition; anaphase-promoting complex-dependent catabolic process. Gene Ontology annotation, cellular component: anaphase-promoting complex. Bases 413 to 2686 code for a protein of 757 amino acids. The record is from RefSeq and is a predicted model, not a curated record.
GUUGAUUGGCGAAAAAAACUGUUUUGAUUCCCCUUAAAAGAUAAUAUUAAUAUACGCCUAAAAUAGCAAAUAUUUACUAGUUUUAAAGGGUUACUUAUAAAUAGUUCAUAAAUUUGAUGCUACAUUCUCGUGGUAAAAGCCUGUCAUAGCCAAUUAGGUACUUACUAGAUGUUUAAAUAUCUCGGACAACAAGUGUUUCUAACCAAGUGAAACAAUCAUGGCGGCAUUUUGAAACUAUAAUACUGCUACUAUCUAUGUUGUUGGUAGACAACUACUAUUUGUAGUAAGAACAGGAUCAAUUAGAUGGUAUAAUGGUACUGUUGCCAGUGUGGGUCAGCUUUAUUCUUCAAAAAUCAAUGUGAUCAACGUUAUUCUUGUUAAAGAUUACUGUCUCAUCUGAUAAAGAAUCACAAUGAGUGAUCUGUUUACAUUCAAUACAUAUGGUCGUCAACCAUUAAAAGAACAAGUAACACCACAUAAACUAUCUCUGUUGGUACUGAUACAUAAAUAUCAGUUAUUAAGAGGUAAAAUACCAGAUGAAGACAUUGAAGAUGUUGUCUACUUUACAGAAAAAGAACAGAGAGAUUUUAUGCUGACUCUGUUAGAGCUUUUACAGGGUUCUGAUAUAGAGUUAAAAGAAUUAAGAAUGAAAUUACAAGGAAUUAUCAAGCCAGCUCUCUUUGAUGCAUUCUUUGAAAAAUUAAAAGAAAUACAUGAUGACGGCCUACCAACUGUUAGAGAAUUUUUUAAUAGUAUUAUUAAUUUAGUCUUCUCUGAUUCUAAUGAAACUAUUGAAGCUGUCAUAAGUAAAAACAGUGUUGUAGGAUUUUUUAUAAGAAGAAUGUUACUUGCAUAUAAUAAAUUAUCAUUUAGUCAAGUUAUAAGAUUCUUAGAAAAAAAUAAAUACUAUUAUGAGUUAUAUUUCCCUAAUAUUGAACCUGAGACUGAUCUAGGAAAAUCUCUGACAGAUUCUGUAAUGAGCCUGUCAGGGGCUGGUGCACCACUGACAAAAAGCUGUCUAGCACAGACAUUUGAAGGACUACAAAUCUCAGACAGUGGUGUUGGUGGUUUUUAUUCCCAAAAACAAGCUGAAUAUUUUAUAGCACAACAGGCCUUGUUGUUACAUCAGAAUGAAAAUAAAGCACUAUCACCAUCUAAACUACAAGAGAAGAUAUUAGAUAUAUUAAAAUCUAACAAAGAUUUAGCUGAGGCACAUUUUCUGAGUUAUUUAAAUAGUUUACGAGUAAAAGAAUAUUGUACAGCAGUCCACAAUCUAUAUCAUUAUUAUGAUAGAAAUAGUAAAUUAACAGGCACUGAAUCUACCUCCACUUCUAAAGAUAAAGAAGAGUUAACCAGGCGCUAUGCAGCUUUGAAUUUAGCAGCAUUACAUUUUCGAUUUGGUCACCAUGGAGAAGCUAUGGCAUCCUUAAUUGAAGCUAUACAUAUAGCUCAAGAAGCUAAUGAUAAUAUUUGUUUACAGCAUGCCUUGUCAUGGUUACAAAGAUUUGGUGAACAAGGUGUAGCUGCUAUGUCACAUCUAAUAGAGAAAUCUAUUGCUAAAAGUGAAGAUUUAGCAUUACCUUAUUUAACAUCAUUGGGUGUACAAGUUCUAGCUAGACAUAAUGCCUUUGUUUUUAAUAAACCAGCCAAUGUAUUUCAAUACCUACAAUACAGUGAUAGUUUAAAUUGUGAAAACUUCUUGUCUGGUAUGGUACAUAUAAGUUACACACAGAAAGCUUCUUUAUGGCAUAUAUUUGGUAAAAGUGAGCUGUCAACUAUGUGUAGUUUAUUGGUCUUAAGUUUAGACAAUCUAGAAAGUGGCAUAUCUCAUAAUACAGAAUUGAGUUGUAUUGCUUUAUGUAAUUUAGCUCAGAAACAUGCAGAAAGGGGUCAGUAUCAAAUAGCAACAGAUUUGUUAAAUCAUGCUAAAUUAAGAUUUCCAGUAAAUUCUCAAUACAGCCAUCAUUGGAUGAAUUAUGAACAACAAAUAACAUUUGAUAAGAUGUUAUAUAAUAGGAAAUUUAACCUAGCUGAACAGGCUGUUGUUAAUCUUAGAGUUGUUGAUGAACAGGAGGCUAAAUUAAGAAAUGCAUUAUUAUUAUGUGAGAGAGGUGAAACGACUAGUGCUUAUAAACAAUUAAAUGAUUUACUAGAAGCUUGUAAUAAUCAAACAAUAGAUGGACAAGAUUUACAUUUUCAAUGUAGAGUUUUGAUGGCAAUGUCUCAACUAUGUAUGAAUACAGGAAAUCAUACCACAGGUUUGAACCAUAUACUAGACUGUAUAACUAAGGCUAAAAGUCAUCAUAUGAGCUAUUUUGUAGCCAUAGCAUCAAUACAGUUAGCUUUUAUUCAGAAGUAUAUGUUAACAAUUCUAACUCAUGGUAGUCUAUAUGAUCAAGCUAGAACAUUAUAUUGUUAUUGUCGAUGUAGAGUAGCUAAUAUAAACAAUAAAAUAGAAGAUCAGAGAAAUUCAGUAUUACUGUCAGGUAUAUCAAUGAUGGACACAGUAAUAGAUCUAUUUAAGAGAGUGGAAGCUCAACAGAGAGUUAAAGACUGUAUAUAUUAUCAAGCUAGACUGUAUAAUGAUAUAGGUAAUCUGGCUGAGAGGAAUAAAUGUGCUUUUCAAUUUAAACAAUUAGACCAACAAUACCCUACAUUAAGUAGAAUGACAAUUAAUGCUUUCUGAUGUUGGACAUUCAUAAUCAUGCCAUCUUAUAAAAUACAUGCAGUUUGGAUGACAUUUUAGAAGUGUUGUUACAUCUGGUGGAAUACCAUUCCUGAAUCACCCUUAUUUUUGAGAAGAGGCUUUGUUAAGCAGUUUCAGAUGAAUGUGGUCUUGCUCAGUGAACACUGAAAGGCUAUACAGAUUAUCAGUUAGUUGAAAUAAAGUUCUGUGAUAUCGUUUUCUCUAACCUCAUUUGUGACACUGGACUAAAAUUAUUAUGUAAGAAAUAAAAGCAGUAUGAAAUAUU